UUUUUUUGGCGUUUCCGUGCUUCGUAGGUUUUAUGUCUAAUUAGUCUAUACCCACUUCAUCAUUAUUGUAGUUGAAAAUAAUAUUAUCCUUUUUUUUCAAUUUAUUUUUAUUUAAAUUACUAUAUUUUGGGAGUUGAUUUGGGUUUUUUUUAGGGAGGGAGCAGGGUAGAAAAGAGCAAUAGUUUAAUGGCAUAACAAAAUUUAGUUUGAUUGAAUAUAUUUUAUGAGUUUGAUUGAACAAGAAUAUGGGAAAUUUUAUUUAUUUAUUUGAAUUCUGGAGGUUGAGGAAAUGUAGGUGGUGGUUUUUUUCAUGAGAAAUGUACUAGGUUAAAUCUGAACCACCAUGCCUUCAGAACUUUGAUGAUUAACAAGGCCUCAAUACCGUUGAACCUCGUGAACCAUUCUUCCUAACUUCGUAAGCUUUUGUUUGUAACCAAUUUAUGUUAGGAUGGAAAACUAUGAAAAUGGGGCUUCUCUCCCUCCCCCAGGGCGCGUGCCCCUCCUUCCCUUACACAGGGACAAACCUGAUAUUUGCAUGCGUUUUUGGGUGAAUUGAAGUUCAUAAGUUGGGUGAGAAGUCUAAGAGAUGAUGUGUUUCAAGCUUUGCUUAAGGAAACCCGCCGCAAAAUUAUCUGGGUCAUUGCUGCAAAGUGAAGCGUAUAUCAAGUCUAUUUAGGACGCCGAUCCUCUCUCUCUCUCUCUCUCUCCCUAUUUCGUGACAGUUCACUCAAGAUAAGAAUGCUUUCGACUCAAAAAAUUGCUAAGAGAUUUGUGUGUUUUUGGCCUCGAGGAGCUAGACAUGUUUAUGGUGCUCAUCAAAAUAUCAAUAGCCAUACUCAAUCAAUUGGUCCUUUCUUUUGCACUUUUUCGGAGUCACCAAAUGCUGAUACCCUCAAUGUUGUUGAGUCACCAGAGCUUCCUAAUUGGGUUAAGUUUUGUGAACAUGAAAACCCUUCUGUUGUAGAAGCAGAUGAUGAUUUUGUUUUACCCAAAAUUUCCAUAUUGGCCGACACCCAAAAGCUACAUGCUGAUCAUGGUAAGCAUGUCAAACGCAUGGUAGGUGAAAUUGUGGAUAGUGACGUCAAUAAGUUGGCAGAAGUUUUGAAGAGAUUGUUUGAGUCUCCCACUGCUGUUGGCUAUGCCCUUGCUGAGUACAAUCGAAUUGAUUUAUCCGAGAGCUUGGUUGAAAAGAUUUUGCUGAAAUUUUGUAAUGACUGGAUCCCUGCAUUUGGGUUUUUCAAAUGGGCCAAAGGUCAAACUGAUUUUAUGCCUUCAGAGAACUGUUACAAUUUGAUGGUUGAUAUACUGGGGAAGUUAAAGAAAUUUGAAUUAAUGUGGGAGUUGCUCGAGGAGAUGCAUAAGUUGGGAGGGUUAGUUUCAAUUGUCACAAUGAGUAAAGUUAUCAGAAGACUUUGUAGAGCUCGGAAAUGUGAUGAUGCUGUUGAGGCAUUUAAGAAAUUUGAGCACUUUGGCCUGAUUAAAGACACUUCAGCAAUGAACAUACUAAUGGAUUCUUUGGUGAAAGAAAGGGAUGUUGAGCGGGCUCAAAAUAUAUUUUUGGAGUAUAAGGAUGAAAUAGCCCUGAACAGUCGCACUUUCAAUAUCUUGAUUCAUGGUUGGUGUAAAGCCAAGAAAUAUAACGAAGCAAGAAAAGUAAUGGAAGAGAUGGAAAAACAUGGUUGUCUUCCUGACGUGGCAUCAUAUACUUGUUUUGUUGAGUCAUAUUGCCAAGCAAAAGAUUUCAGGAAGGUUGAUGAGAUUUUGAAUGAAAUGCAGCAAAAAGGUUGUCCCCCUAAUACAGUGACUUAUACUAUUGUGAUGCUUGCUUUGGGGAAAGCCAAAGAAAUAAAUGAAUCCUUGGAGAUCUAUGAGAAGAUGAAGCAAAAUUGCUGCGUUCCUGAUGUUGGGUUCUACAGUGCCUUGAUUUUCAUCAUGAGCACUUCUGGAAGGUUUAAGGAUGCUUGUGAUAUUUUCAAUGAUAUGCCAAAGCAGAAUGUUGCUCCUGAUGUCUUGACAUACAAUACCAUGAUCUCUGCUGCUUGUCAUCAUUCAAAAGAAGAAUAUGCUCUGGAAUUACUCAAAGAAAUGGAGGAGAAAUCUUGUACAUCCAAUGUUACGACUUAUACACCAUUGCUGAAAAUGUGCUGUGUGAAGAAGAGAAUGAAGGUGCUCAAGUAUUUGAUAGAUGACAUGUUUUUGAAAAAUGUUAGUGUUGACUUCUCAACAUAUUGCCUUCUGGUGGAUGGGUUAUGUAAGAGUGGGAAACUGGAGCAUGCAUGUUCCUUCUUUGAACUAAUGGUCUUAAAAGGAAUGGUUCCUGGGGAUAACAGAUACCUGUCGUUGAUUAAAAAACUUGAGCAGAAAGGCAUGACGAAAGCAAAGCAGCAGAUUGAAAGCUUAAUGUCAAAGGCAAAAUUAUCACCCGCUUAGUAGGACUUAUGGUCAAAGAUGAUGGUUGCAAUUGUGACGAAGGUGGUAGAGUUUAUAGCGGAACUCUUUCUAAGUUCCCACUUUCUGCUUUUUUUGUGUAUUAUAACAUGAUUACAUGACACAUAUCACUAGUUCUUGAUAUUCGGUUGCCGAAGAAGCGUUGCAAAAUGGAGAAUCUGAGCUUGAAGUGAUUUGGUCGUUAGAAAGGAUUUUUGUUUUUGUGUCUUAUUGAAGACUGUGCCUCUGUUGUUGAAACCAGAUUGAUCUAAGCAAUACUCGUGUUCCAUUUUGGGCAUCUUUCAAUGUCGAAAAGGCCAGUUCAAUGGAAUGAUCAGGUAGAUCUUGUGUCAUCAGAUGAUGAAGCAGCAGAUAUGGAGGCAGAUGGUGGUUCUUCUGGGCAAAAGCAAACAACAUAUGUUUUUAACUAUCAGCCUGCCGAUGAAAAACCUUCUGAAGAUAGAAUGGUGAGAAGGGCAAAGAUGUAUCAGGAGUACAUGAAGAAGGUCCCCGUUCCAUGUCAACGUGGCUCAAUCAUUCUAUGUAAUUCGUGGAUGGGAUUGGCGAAAUCAAUAAAGGAGCUAUAUGGGCAGCCACUACACUACCUGACAAACAUUCUCCUAAAACAGUGGGACCAAGCGAGAUUUGAAACCGGUGAAGAUUACCAGCCGUUGGACACCAUUAUUCAUCCUCUUAAAGCAGAAGCAACCAUCUGGUUCGUGGAGGAUGUCCAUCGCCGCACAGCUUCAUACCAUCAAUUGUCAAAACUCUGGCUGGGAGAUCCAGUGCACCAUGCUUUCAUAGAUCCUAUCUUCCCUAAAAUAUGACAAUAAUUAGUCUGUUUCUUUCUCAGUCCUCUUUUGGGUGUAUGCCGUGAAUUUUGUCCUGUAAAUUAAUGGUGGAUUCUCUGUACUGAAUUCGGCGGGAACAAGUGUAUGAAGCUUGCAGACUUACUAAUCCAAGUGAUAUGCUCAUA
Messenger RNA from Spinacia oleracea (spinach), 3403 nucleotides. RefSeq names its product pentatricopeptide repeat-containing protein At3g22670, mitochondrial. The transcript is spliced from 4 exons. The record is from RefSeq and is a predicted model, not a curated record. Gene Ontology annotation, molecular function: protein binding. Gene Ontology annotation, biological process: mitochondria-nucleus signaling pathway; chloroplast-nucleus signaling pathway. Gene Ontology annotation, cellular component: chloroplast. Lineage: Eukaryota; Viridiplantae; Streptophyta; Magnoliopsida; Caryophyllales; Amaranthaceae. The coding region runs from base 739 to 2430 and encodes 563 amino acids.